UCUCUUCCUUAUCAAACACCGGAGUCCAUUUCCAUCCACUUGAUUGGCGUUUUGGUGAAUCGAGUGGGUGCGCUUUCUUGUGAUGGCGCAGUGUCACGACGCCCUAAUCCCGGGCCCGAAAGAAAGACCUGCGGGAGAAAGCAGCUGUCGAGUCCCAUUAUGAGGGGGACUUGGCAGCUUGUCGAGAUGCGGCCAGUCAGACGAGCUUCAAUGGGCCAAAAUCAUUAAGUUAACACGACCCCCCACCCCCACCCCCCACUAAUGUCUCCAUUGUGAGGGCACCUACACACACCCCACACUGUGUGUCUUACAGUGCACGGUUAUGACGCUCGCCCACUUUUAUUCUGCAAAAUGUGUGCACGGAAUUCCCAUGGUCGCAGGGCCUGCACUGUCCAGUCAGUCAGUGAGCCGCAUCCUGGACAUCCCGUGCAAAGUGUGCGGGGACCGCAGCUCGGGCAAGCACUACGGCGUCUACGCCUGCGACGGCUGCUCGGGCUUCUUCAAGAGGAGCAUUCGCCGAAACAGAACUUACGUGUGCAAGUCCGGUUCUCAGGGGGGGUGUCCUGUGGAUAAAACUCACAGAAACCAAUGCCGAGCGUGCCGCUUGAAAAAGUGUCUGGAAGUCAACAUGAAUAAAGACGCCGUCCAACACGAGCGAGGACCCCGAACAUCCACCAUCCGAAAACAGGUGGCCCUGUACUUCCGAGGUCAUAAAGAGGUGAACGGGUCCUCGACGCAUUUCCCGGGAUCCUCUCUGCCGGGCCCGCCCUUCUUCACCACGGUCACGCAACUGGAGCCUCACGGUUUGGACAUGAGUACGGUGGCCAGCACGCCAGAGAGGCAGGCCAUCGUGGGCCUGGCACAGCCCACCCCCAAGUACCCCCACGAAGUCAGCGCCACCCCCAUGUACCUGUACGAGGUGGCCACCGAGUCGGUGUGCGAGUCGGCGGCCCGCCUUCUCUUCAUGAGCAUCAAGUGGGCCAAAAGUGUGCCCGCCUUCUCCACGCUCCCCUUAUCUGACCAGUUGAUUUUGUUGGAGGAUGCGUGGAGGGAAUUGUUUGUCCUGGGCAUCGCGCAGUGGGCUAUCCCUGUGGACUCCACGACUCUACUUGCUGUUUCUGCAGGGAUGAACACCGAAAACACGGAAUCCCAGCGGAUGAACAAAAUCAUGUCCGAGAUCCAAGCGCUUCAAGAGGUGGUCACCAGGUUCCGACAGAUGCGGCUGGACGCCACGGAGUUCGCCUGUCUGAAAUGUAUCGUGACGUUCAAAGCCGUUCCCACGCAGGGCGGCGCAGAGUUAAGAAAUUUCCGCAACGCCAGCGCCAUUGCAGCGUUACAAGAUGAGGCACAGCUCACGCUCAACAGCUACAUACACACCAGGUACCCGACUCAACCGUGUCGUUUCGGCAAGCUGCUGCUGCUGCUGCCGUCUCUGCGAUCUGUCGGCCCUUCCACCAUCGAGGAGGUGUUCUUCAAGAAGACCAUCGGCAACGUGCCCAUCACCAGGCUCCUCUCUGACAUGUACAAAUCCAGCGACAUAUGACCUCACCGACCAAACCCGCCUGCUUGGAGAAAAAGAAAAGACUUGAAACACAGCCCCCCCCCCCCCCGCACUCGAGACCCACCCGGCAGGCUGUAGAGUUAGCAGAAGCACAUCUGUAUGAACAAAGACAAGUUCAUCAACUAGCCUGUUAACAGGGGCUCUAGUUAAAGGAUUAGUGUAACCACCAUAAUAGAUGUACCUAUAAAGAAGCACUGGCGUGGACAGAGGCGAGCUAUACAUGUAGAAAUACAGAUGACUAAAGACUGUGGGGAGCAGCUGCCAAGUGAUUUGACAAAGACGUUCUAUAUGAAAAUUGCAAGUGUCUGUGAGACCAAUGAGCUUGACGACCAAUUUAAUAGUUAAUUGCUGUGUUCAAUCCCAGUGGAGGAAACCAAAAAAAAGAAAAGAAAAAAAAAAAAAGAAGAGUAUUAGGUGAUGUAAAAUACAUCACCCCCUCCUCAUCUGGUGUCCGAAUCAAACACAUCCGGCAAUGGAGAGGAAAUGACUACUGUGGGAAAAGGAGGGGGGCUCUCAAUGGACAUGCAACUAAAGAUGGUGUGUGUAUCCAGACGGAACAUUAAAAUGUUUAGGUCAACUUAAAAGUUAGACACUAACAUGGAUUAAAAAAAUAAUAAUAUUCAGCACUUGGGAGCUGUUUUGUGGAAUAACAAGGUGGUUUUAUUUUGUUGUAAAUACUUGGAGUUAUAACUAUUUAGAGGUGAAACCAUAUGAAUAAAAGACACUGAAUUGA
This is a messenger RNA of Phyllopteryx taeniolatus (common seadragon), 2294 nucleotides long. RefSeq names its product nuclear receptor subfamily 2, group E, member 1 (gene nr2e1). NCBI's taxonomy places the organism in Eukaryota, Metazoa, Chordata, Actinopteri, Syngnathiformes, Syngnathidae. Gene Ontology annotation, molecular function: nuclear receptor activity; RNA polymerase II cis-regulatory region sequence-specific DNA binding; zinc ion binding. The transcript is spliced from 9 exons. Bases 323 to 1543 code for a protein of 406 amino acids. The record is from RefSeq and is a predicted model, not a curated record. Gene Ontology annotation, biological process: cell differentiation; negative regulation of transcription by RNA polymerase II; anatomical structure development.